AUGCCGAAACAACGUACACAGACAACGACAUUAGCUUCACCACCUGGAAAUACUACAAGUCGUCAUCGUGAUACAAUACCUAAGACUAAUACAUCAUCGGACAAUGAAGAUGUCAUUCCUAUCCCAAUACAGAUUUUUUUAUGGCGGCAGAGCAAUCCAUUUAUCAAGCAAAAAUUUGGUAAUUUAACAGAUGCAUCUGCUAUUAGUUUUGAUCGAGUUCUCGUUCAAAAUCUUUUACAUGGCCUUUCACCCAGCCUUAGUGAUGCCAUUUCAAGUAUUCCAAGAUGGUUACUAAUCAAAGUGGCAUUUCCACAUGUAAUGCAUGCAUGUUCAGCAGCAAUUGAGCAUAGCCUUCAUUCAAUUCAACAACAACCAUCAACUACUGGUCAUCCAGCAGUACUUGUUUCAUCAUCUUUAUCUCUUUCUCCUUCCGCUUCAUCUCAACUUCAAGUUCCAGCUAGUCAUCAAUUACCUGCUAGUACUCCUAAUUUACCUAUACCUCUUGGUCCAUCACCUUCGAUAAAUCUUGCAUCAACAAUUUCUGUCGAAAAUCAAUCUACUCAUGCACCAGCAAUGCGUCUCUCAUCAGCUACACAUAGUAUAAGUAGUCAUUCGUCAUUUACAAACAAAUUAAAUGCAACUGAAAUUCGCCUUUUUCAUACAUUACAUUAUCUUAUAUUAGAUUCUCAUAAUCAAGAAACUUCUACAUCUAUAAAUAAUGAUCAACUUUUACCAUUAAAUACAAUACAAUUAUUUAUAUAUUUAUUUAUUCCAUAUAUUCAUACAUAUUUGCAAAGUAAUGAAAAAGAUUUUUUAACUAAUCCUGAUCUUGCUCAUGGAAUGCGUCUUAUAUGGCAACCAUUACUUGAAUAUCGUCAGCCAAAUAUACGAAUGUUUAGUUCAUUUGUUAAACCAAUUAUACCAUCAUAUGCAUCACCAAAUGAAAAUGGUGAUUAUUUACCAAUAGUACAUGAUUAUCAACAACAACAGCAGCAGCAACAACAACAACAACAACAAACAUUUUAUAUAAAUAAUAAUAAACGUAAUCGUUUAUCUGUUUUGGUUGAAUCACCAACACCAAUACCAACAUCAACAAGAGCAAUACUUGAAGAAGUUGAUGAAGAUCAACAUUCUCUAGAUUCACCACCAUUACCAUCAUCAUCUCACCCAUUAAUAAUGAAUCAAUAUUCAACACAAUUACCAAGAUCAGUAUCGGAGAAACAACCAUUAUCUGAUUUAACAAAUCAACCAUCUGUUAUGGCACCUAUUGUUAGUAGUGAAGGAAGUAGUGCAAGUUUAUUUCAUCCAAUAACAACAAAAAAAGAUCAAAAAUCAAUAUCAUCAGUUGUUGCUGAUUCUGAUACAGCAACAACAAAUAAUUCAAUAACUGAUCUUAGUGCCUAUGGAACAUCCAAUGCUGCUAAACCACGAGCACCACUCGUACAUAUGAGUUCAAUUUGUUCAAUUUCAGAUUCAAGUCGUUUAACAACAUCACCACAAAGUCCUGUUGAUAAAUAUAAUGUAGUACCAGGUGUUACUGGUUCAUCAUCAUCAUCUGCAUCAACACCAUCUAUUCUAUUACCAUUACAUUGUUCUCAAUGUCAACAACCUGUAUUUGCUCCUCAUCAUCCACCUGGUAUUCCAUAUAUUUGCUCAAGUUGUACAGCUAUGAAAUCAACAUCUAUACCAAAAACAUCUCUUCCAAUAUCAUCUGAUCUUCCAUUAGUUUCAUUAAGAUCAACUAUUCAAAAAGAAUCCAUGCCACCAUCACGACGUCAUAGUUCAUUAACAGGAAAAGCUCGUACAUCUCAACGUUCAUCUGAAUUACUUCUACUUGCAACUUAUUUUGAUAUUGGAAUUUUACGUACAAUGUUUAGUCCAUCAUGGUUAACCGAUGGUUAUUUAUGGUGUUUAGAAUAUUUACAUAAACGUAUUAUUGAUAUAUCAGAUGAAAUUUUAUCAGAUGCAUUAAUGAAUGGAACAAUACCAAUAAAUAUUCUUCGAUUUAAAAGUCUUUCUAUUCCACAAUUAAAUAUUGGAAAUGAACAAGAUUAUUAUGAAUAUUUAAAAAAUAUUUAUUUCAAUGAACAAGUUACAAAUGAUAUUAUUGAACAACAAUGUAUGAUGGCUGGUACAGGUGAUACAGCAGCAUCAACAUCAAUUAAACAACCAGCUACAUUAUUAAAUGUACCAUUUAAAUAUUUUGCUGGUAGAAGUCCAUAUAGUGGUAAACAUAGUCAAAAAUAUGAUAAUUUUUAUAAAAAAAUCAGUAAAAUUCGUUAUAUUGAUGAAGAAGGUGUUGAACAUUUGGAUUUGGCUAAUACGGAUCGUCGUGAACAUUCAUCGACAUCAAAACCUAGUCGUCUUCUACUUGCUGAUCCAGCUUUAUUAUUACUUAAAACAACAGCAAUAACAACUAAUGAUCGAUCUCAAUUACCAACAUCAAUCAUAAAUAAUACAGCUCGACAAUCUAUUGAUAGUAUAUUAAGUCCUACAAAUACUAAUACACCAAAAAUGACUGCUCCUACAGCAACAACAAAUUUAAAUACAAUGAAAACUUAUAGUGUUAGUGAUUCGGAAAUAAAUUAUAAAUUUUUAGAAGAGAUUGAAGAAGCACAAGGUUCAAGUGCAUAUAUUAAUCGUAGUGGUACAAUAAAUUUUGGUGUUGUACUUGCUGGAAUACAUGCUGUUAUAUGUAAAGAACAUCAUUUAAAAGUUUGUGAAUUAGUUAUGAAUAUUCUUGAUGUUUUACUUGGUUUGGCUGUUAUAUCAUCAUCAGAAGAUGAUAUGCAUAAAAAACAAUUAUUAACUGUUGGAAAUAGUGGAACAACAACUGCAGAUGAACAAGUUGAAGAAUGGUUAAAACAAAUUGAUGCAAAAGAAGAAGAAAAAUUUCAAUUAGCUGUUGAUAUCACACUUAGAAUAAUCAAACGAUUAGGUUGUCCUAAUUGUCAACCACGUGGUCGUAGUUUUACAGCUGAUCAAUUACGUGGUAAAGUUCGUUUAUCAUUAAAUAAACUUCGUUUACUUAAUCAACGUCGAUUUGAAAAAUAUUUUCUUAAUUUAACUCUUAAUGGUGAUCUUGUUCAUAUACUUGAUAUAUUUCAUGCAUUAUGUGGUUAUUGUUCGGAAUCAAAUGUUGGUCUUGCACAUUAUGCACCUUAUAUUCCAACAAAAAGUGAUACAAAUCGACAAACAUAUUCAAAUAAUUUUGGUAAUACACAACUUGGUGUUGGACCCAAAGGUAUUGAUGGAUUUAUAUUAAAUAUAAUAUUUAAACCAUUUGUUACACGUCUUAUAAUGAUGAAAGAAUAUUUAAUGAGUUCAGAAAAUGUUGCUUUAUAUGGUGAAUGUCGAGCUUUUUUAACAUGUAUUAAAGAAAAUCAUGGUGGAAUCUUUCGUUUGGUGGUUUUUUCAUCAUUACUUGAUCCAGAGAAAAAACUUAAAACAUUUCAACAACAAGAAUUAAAUGCAAAAGCAAAAUCCAAAGGAGCACAUACAUUUGCUCGGCAUGAUGCCACGAGUAGUAGUGGAAAAGGGACUUUACUUCGUGAUUUAUCAGAAGAUGCUGAUCUUGAUCGACAAGGUAGUACUAGUCAACAAUUACAAGCAGUUGGAACUGAUGAGGCAUCAACACCAAAUAUAGCAUCAUCAACAUUUAGUAUGAAAUUAAAAAAUGCACGUACACGAACAGGAUCAUUAAUAGGUGGUGAUGAUCAUAGUUUAUAUACACAUCAAGAAGAAAGUUUACCUGUUGAUUUAACACUUGUUCGUUUGGGUUUAUUACGUUUAAAUUUUAUGAUGGAAUCAUGCCCACCUGGUUCAUUACCUGAUCCACAAUUUUUAAAUAGUAUUCUUAUUUUGGAUUCACCCGUUAUAUCAAAAGCAGCAUAUCUUGUUGAAUGUGCUAAUUUUGUUCGUCGUUGUUCAUUAGGCCAAUGGCCAGAAUGGAUGCGUAUUAAUAUGACAACAUUUCGUCCUCAUGAAUCAUAUGCUGCACGUACAACAGGAAAUAUGAAUGCAAGAUUAACGAAAUUAUAUCAAGCAGCUGCAGCAAGAAUGUUUUAUAUAUGGGGUGAAGCUCUUUCAUCACAACUUGAAACAAUAUUAGACAAUGAACAAAAACAAUUAGCGACAGAUAAUAAUAAUACAAAUGAAACAGGAAUAGGAACAGGAGGAGGAGCAGGAGCGACUUUAUGGAAUAGUGACGAAACAUAUGAAGAUUACUAUAAUGAAGCGGUUGUUAAUCGUUCAGGUCAUGAUUGUCCAUAUUCUUUACGUAUUAUCGCUUGUUUACUUCUUUAUGAAAUUACAUCAUUUUUACGUGAAUCAUAUGAUAAAUUACCAAAACUUUCAACAAUGCCGACAACAAAUAAUAAUUUUCGGCAACAACAACAGCAGCAACAACAACAACAACCACAACAACGUACAAAUAAUCAAGCAACAAGUGCACCACCAACUGUUGUUGAAACAUCAUCAUCAUUAACUGAUAAACGUUCAAAUGAUCGUAUACGUAUGGGUAGUGUUGUUUCUCAAACAUCAAAUAGAAGUUCAGCAUCGAUGUCAAGCGAACAUCCUGGACUUUCACCACAAGCAUCAUCAGUUACAAUUCCACCUGUAUUAAGUACAAUACCAGCAACAGUAAUUAAUAUGAAUCCAUCAUUAUCAAGUGAAAGACAUAUUAGUUUUGCUGUGAAUAAAGAAAAUGAUUCAAAUGAUAGUAAUCAUACAGCUGUUAUGAUGAAUGAUGAAGAUGGAGUUAUUAUUAUUGAUGGAAAUUCAUCAUCAGGUAAUAUUGAACGACGAACAUCUAAUGCAACACAUAAACCAGGAAGUCUUAGUGGUAGUAGUGGAAAAUCAAAAUUAAUUCGACGAAGUAGUGUUAAAUUAAGAAAACCAUCAUUAAGAAUGAAAGAAUCAGGCAAAACUAUGAAUACUCGUCGUUCAUCUUAUCGUACACGUCGUCGUAGUCAUGCAUCAAAUAUAUCUUCUGAAACUGAUGGUCAUCAAAGUGGUAUUGGAAGUUCAGCUAUGGAACCACCAGAUGAAUAUAUGAAUAGUAAUGAUGAAGAAUUUGAUCAAGGAAAUUUUGAUGAUAUUAUUAAUACUCGUCCAUUUCCAUGGACAAAAGUUGUUAUACGUAUAUUAAAUAAUGUUAAUUUAACAUGUGAUCAUCAAAUAAAAUGUGUAUCAAAUUGUUAUGAUAAACAAACAUCAAGUUGUAAAAAUCUUAUUCAAGCAUUAUUAAAUAUGUAUCGUUUAUCAUCAUCAAAUUUAACAAAUAUUGGUUCAUCAUUUUCUCGUUCAUCAUCAUCAACGCAUCGAUCAACAACGCAUUUAAAACGUAAUGAUACAACAUCGAGCAAAACUCCACAUGAUCUUAAAAAACGACGAGUUUCAACAUGUUUAUUUGGUGAAGGUACUGGUCAAAAUGUUGAAAAUGUUACAAAAACUACGAAUACAACUAAACCACCAGAUGCACCUAUGUAUGGAAUGGUUUUUGAAACAGCAGAUCCACAUCUUGAUAAACAAAUUAAUACACAUUUUACUGCUGUUGCUGCUUAUCUUGAAAAACAAGUUGGAACAUUAACACAAAUACCAUUAAUGAUACUUUGUAAAUCAUCAGUUUUAUUAGAUGAUGAACAUUAUUCUCAAAUACUUAAUUUAUCUUGGGAACUUUUAUUAGAUCAUAAUGAAGAAUUAGCUGCUUGUGCUGCAACAAUUGUUAUUCUAACAGCUGCUCGUGCUGGUCAAUUAGUUGAUGCAUUAUUUCAUACUGAAAUGGAGAAUUCAUCUGCAUUAAUACGUUAUAAUGCAAUAUUAAAAUUUCAAACAUUAUGGCGUUUUCGUUAUCAAUUUUGGAUACGAUUAGAAGAAGGUGCACAUUCAAUGAUGAAGAUUCUUCCACCAAGUAUUGAAUUUGUUUUACCAUCACCAGCACUUGGUGUUGCUAAUCUUCAAACAGUUGAUCCACCAUGGAUGCCACAUGCUAAAACACUUGUUCAACAAGUUGCUUUAAAUCAAGAAGAAGUUCGAGCUGUUGUUACAGCAAGUAAAACACGUAAGAAACAUCAACAAGAAUUAAUUCAUUCAGCAUUAAUGGCUGAAGAAACAAGUAAACGAGUUGCAAGAGAAAAUUUCGCUAUGUCAACUGUACCAAUAUUACAAUCAGCUUCAUUCGAACCACUUUUACAUCAACCAAGAGAUGAAGAAGAAGAAGGACAUACAGAUGAUGAUCGAUUUGUUGAAACAAGUAUUCAAAUACGACAAGCACAAGGAACAUUUCCUUCAGCAUUUGGUGCAGCUGUAUAUCUUCUUGUUGAAAUGUUAGAAGAUGAAGAAACACUUGAUAAUGGAGCAACAGUAUCAGAAGCAGCUCGAAAAGCUCUUUGGACAUGUUUAAUUGAUGAACCAACAUUAUUAAUUCGUUUUUUCUUUGAAAAACUUUCUAAUAAAGAACGCCGUAUUAAAUCAUUUCAAAGUCUUCGUCGUCUUAUGAUAUGUUUAACUGAUAUUCCACCACAAUUUGCACAUGCCGUAUUUAAUUAUGUUCUUGGUCUAUUAAUGAGUAUGGUACGUUCACCAUUAGAUGGUUCACAAGAAUUAAUCGUAGCUGGUCUUACAUUAUUAUGGCAAAUAAUUCCUUAUCUACAUGGUCUUGUUUUAAAAGAUUUAAAACAAAUUUUACGUAAAGAACAAGCUGAAAUGAUGAUAUUAAUAACAGGUAGUAUACCAUCAACAAAAAAAGUUAUUAUACAUGGACCUGAUCUAUCACAAAUUCCAACACAAGCAAUUAUACAAGAAGAUACACAAUUUAGUAAUGUUUUACAAGAAGCAUUAGAUUUUUUUGGUAUACCUGAUGCGAAACGUGAUCGAUAUUAUUUAAUUGAUGUUAAAACUCAACAAAUACAUAUACCAGAUACAUAUGUACGAGAUUUUUAUUUUUUUCGUCGAAAUAUCUAUCCACAAUUAUCAUUAAUACAUAUGGAUGCUAAACAAUCACAACGACAACUUGAACAUAUGUCAAUUUAUUUAAAAACAACUGAAUUAUCAAAAGUUUUAUUUGCUCGUUAUUUACUUGAAAAUACACCAUAUAAUCAAAUACAUAAUUGUGUUACAUUUUUUCAUGAUGAACUUAUUAAAAGUCCAUCAUUUCCAAGAAAACCAUUAGAAUCAGAUUAUAAUUUAUAUACAAGAAUAUCUGAUAAAGAAUUAUUUAAUUUAGAUAUGUUACAUAAAUAUAAUUGGAUAAAAUUAAUCUCCUGUUUAUUUUUUAACAUGGAUGGUAAAACAACGACAACAUGGGAUAUAACACUUUUUCUUAAUGUUAUUAAUGGUGCAUUUAUAUUACAUUGUGAAGAUUUUGCUAUGUUACGUUUUUGUCUUGCAACAUAUAUAAGUACAGCUAAACAUUUUCGACAUAUAUUCGCUACAAAUGGUUAUCUAUUAAUAAUGCCAACAUUUCUUCGUGUUUAUUCAAAUAUUCAAUCAAAUCCAAUGUUAAAAAAAGCUAUUGAAUAUUGUUGUAGACAAUUUUUUAUUUUACAUCGUAUACCAUUUAUAUUACAAAUGCUUGGUAGUAUAUCACAAUUACUUGAUUUUGAUGAACAAGCAGAUGUUACUGAUACAAAUAAAAUUCAACCAAUAAGUUUAUUUCGUUUAUUAAUUGCUUUAGAACAAACAAGUGUUGAUGCAAUGAGAGAUGAUUAUUCAAUAUUAGAAUUAGUUAGAGAUGAUUCAUCAUCAAAUAAAACAACAUCAACUAUUAUGCCAACAACAAUGCCAACAUCAAAUAUGACUGUUGUUGCAGCACUUGGUCAAGGAAAUAUGAUUACACCAGUAACAAUAAAAACUUUAGAUUUUUGUUAUGCAGAUGAUGAUACUGUUUUUACUUUACUUAAUUGUAUUGAUGUUUGUGUUACUGUUGUUGCAUAUGCACCAGAUUCUAUUCGAUCAUUACAAAUGCUUGGUAUAAUUGAUUUACUCUUACCGAAAUAUUUAGAAUACUUAAAAGAUCGUACAAAUAAAACUGAUUCUCAAAAACAAGGACGUGAAGAAAUGAAAAUAAUUGAAAAGUUAUCUAUUGCUAUAAAAACAAUGAUAAAUUCAUCGGAAUCAUUAACACGAACAUUUGUUGGACCAAAACAUGAUACAUUAACAGGUGCAAGUUAUAAACAUUCACGUGGUUCAAAUCGUUCACCAUCAAUUGUACCUGAUGAAGAUUCAAUGAGUCGUUUUAUUGAUGAUCGAACAAAAAAUAAAGCUCAAGAUGGUGAUGAACAUAAACAAGCAUCAGAAUUUCGUUGGCCACGUGAUACACUUCUUUCAGUUAUAUCAACAUUUGUUCAUUUCUCAACUCAACGCUUAAAAGAAUUAACUAAAUUAGCUAAUGAUCCAACAUUACGUAUACCUGAAUUACUUGAUGCUAAAUCUCAUACACGUCUUGCUGAUAUAGCACAUACAUUACUUAAAUUAGGUGGUUAUGAUCCAAUAACAAUGUCAUGUCGUGGUAUACAAAAUUAUUUUCAAAAAUUAUUACCAUGUACUAAUUGGAGUCAAGAACAAUUACGGCCAGCAUUAAAUCUUCUAUUAAGACGUAUUGAUAGAAUGUUUUCAAAAAUAUGUAAAAAACCAAUGACUAAACGUUGUUUUGAUUGGGAAGCAACAGCUGGAAUUCUAAAUGGAAUUUAUUUAACUAUUGAUCGUCAUCCAUAUAUAGCCUAUUUUCCUAAUCUUAAAGCAUUGGUAUCGGGAUGUAUUGCACUUGUAUUAAAUGAAAAUGUAUCGGAAUCAAGUCAUAGUGUACCACGUCUUGAUACACCAGCUUUUCCAAAAGAAUUUUCUCGAGCAGUUAUUAAACUUGUUGGAAGAUAUUUAUUAGCUAUUAGAAAUCAACCAAACUUAGAAGCAUUAACUGGAAAUAGUUGGUCAUUUCCAAAUAUACCAUCAGCUAUAAAUCAUUUAUUACAUUUUCUUUUACCAUUAAUGUUUUGGAGUGGUAGUGGACGAAAAGAUGCACCUAAAAUUCAUUCAGUAGAUAUAUCCUAUAUUAUAACAAUACUUAUUAAUGCACUUAAACCACCAUCAAAACUUGCGGCUGCUAUGGGCACACAAGGUGGACCGGGAAGUGGAGCACCAGGACAAAUAAGUAGUGGACCAGGUACUGGUGGUGGAAAGCAACAUUUAACUAUUGGUGAAGCUAUUUUACAAAAUAGUAGUUUUACACAUAAAUCUAUGAGACAAUUAAAAGAUCUUUUACAAACAGCAUCUUUAUUAGGUUUAAAAGUUUUAAUUAUUGGUUUUGCUAAACAAUUAAAACGUGAAUGGCAACGUAUAGCUCAAUCAAUAAAAUUAAUGUGUAAUAAACAAUCAAAUGUUUCACCAAUACUUCUUUCAUUUAUUGAUUUUAUUAUUACAUAUAAAACUCCAAUAUUUGUUAUUCUUCGACCAUUUCUUUCUCAAUAUAUGCAUUCAGUAACAUCAGAAAAUGAACGUGAUUAUGAAAUGAUUACAAAUAUUCAACAAAAACUUAUAUUUGAUAAAAUACCAUUAUCAAAAUCAACCGGAGAAAUUUUACAUGGAUUAAUGCAAGAAUUAAAUCAAUUAAAAGCUGAAUUAACUGCUGCAUCAAUGACAUUUACACGAGAAAUGAGUCGUACAGGUUCAGGAGGUGGAAAAAAAAGAAUUAUUCUAUCGAGAACACCUCGACGAAGAAAACGUGAUGAUAUGCCUCUUAUUCGUAUACCAUCAUUCGAUGAAUCAAAAUCAUUAUUUCCUUAUGAAACACGUCCAGCAGGUACUGAAAAAGUUCGAUUUGAUACUGAAGCACUCGAACAAAUGAAAGAUCGUGAUGGUAAUACAGGAAUAUCUGGUGGUGCAAGUGAUGGACGAUCAGGUGGUAGUCGCACAAAUACCUAUCGUGUUCGACGACAACAAUCAAGUGAUAGUAGUUUAAAUACAUCACCAAGAAAGAAAACAGAAAAAAUACGUGUGAAAGAAGCUUUAGAAAUACUUGAAACAUAUCGUGCUCGAUAUAGAAUUCGAUCAGGAGCUGAAAUAUCUGAUAUACCAAUAAAAUGGACAAGAGAUUUAACAUUACAACGUCCUUCAACAGUCACAGAUGAUUUACCAACUCCUAGUCUAUCUGAUGCUCCACGUAUACAAUCAACUAAUCCAUUAUCACGUUCAGUUACUGUUGCUGGUGAUCGAAGUUCAUCAAUAUCUGAUCGAACAUUUCAACAAUAUAAUGCACCAGAAGAUGAUGAUGCUGAUCAAUCAACAACAGAUAAAGAACCUACAACUAAAUUACGUACAUUUCGUGGUUGGAAACGAGAUACAACACAUUUAGAUAAAUCCCGAUUAACUAAAGGUUUAAUACGAGGAAAUAUGACAAGCGAACCAACUAUGACAUAUGAUGCAACUAAAGAAAUGAAUGAUAUAUUUCGAUCAAAUAGACAAGCCAAUCAACAAAAUCUUGCUUCAGUAUUCAAUGAACAAACUUCUGAUUUUAUUGAUAUACGUGCUUCCAAUGAUCAAGGUGUACUUGCUUCUGUUUUAAAUAAUCCAGCAAAUGAACAAAUAUCUUUACCUACUUCGUCUAUUCCUUUGACAACAAUUCUUCCAAUACAAACAGAAUCACGUCGAGAUGUAUGGAUAUCGCGUUCACCUAAUACACCACCUUUAACUGAAGCCGAUUAUGAAUCACAAGUUUGA
Messenger RNA from Adineta steineri, 10713 nucleotides. The record is from the annotation of a GenBank genome assembly. Lineage: Eukaryota; Metazoa; Rotifera; Eurotatoria; Adinetida; Adinetidae.